Rotaria sp. Silwood1 is the source of this 354-nucleotide messenger RNA. NCBI's taxonomy places the organism in Eukaryota, Metazoa, Rotifera, Eurotatoria, Philodinida, Philodinidae. The record is from the annotation of a GenBank genome assembly.
AUGGUAAAAUAUGGAUUUUGGACUCAAGUUUGGAUAGCGCCAACUUUGGUUCACUUCAUAUCACCAAAUUUGCCUCGUUAUUUAGCUACUUUAUUCGCACUCGAUGAAAAUAGUGUUGAAAUCGGUCAAAAAGCUACAGCAUGUGUAUUAGCUGCUGCUUGGUGUCGCCAUGACCACAGAUUAGCUAAUAAUCUUUUACGUCACCGACGUUUGUUCACUCUGACUGAAGUAUUUAAAGCGAUAACUAUGUUAGAUGCUGCUCGACGAAUUCAUGUUUAUGAAAAACAACUAAAACGUCUUGAAUUAUGUCAAACAAAACCAAAAGUCACAAAAUUAGGCAAAAUUAAAAAAUAA